UCUCCCUCUAUCGCUGUACGGAAUGAAUUCAAUCAAAAAUGGAACAUAAGGAGUCGAAGGAAGAGAACACAUUUGCAGAAGAUGGAGAAGAAGAUUUCACAGAUGUAAAAGAAGAUUUCACAGAUGGAGAAGAAGAUUUCACAGAUGCAGGACAGGACACUGAUGUCACCGAUGCAUUUGAACAUUGUCUGCAUGUCGCAGAUACAGUUGUUGCUGAGCAGGCCGAUGCCAAUGAAGAAGCUAGUGAUACAGAGUCCGAAGAUAAAUAUGGGCUACAACAAAAAAUAUUUGUGGGGAAUGUCGGAUAUAGGGUUAGCUGGCAUCAACUGAAAGAUUUCUUCUAUAAGUUUGGAAAGGUUACAUACACCCAUGUAGUGAAGGAUCAUUUGAAGAAGAGGCCCAGAGGGAUAGCAUUCGUGUCAUUCGCCACCAAGGAGGAGGCAGACAGUGCUCUACAGGCAUCGAGGGAUGAGCUGGUGUUGGAGGGGAGGAAUUUACGAGUUCACCGAGCAGAAGAAUCGAAGAGGACAACAUUCAAGAAGUUCACUGGAAUCCCUGCUUUGACAACUGAAGCUGGCGAUACAACCAAGUCCACAGUCUCGGAGACCGACGGUCAGUCUGACCCAAACAUGGUGCCAUCUAGCACUGGGAUAAACGUGAAUGACCUUUAUGAUGAGCUCCUGCUUUACAUCAUGGGCUUCCUGUCGAUCAAAGAGUGGAUAACUCUAGAGAGAGUGUGUCAUCGCUGGCGCCAUCUCAGCCACCAGACCUGGUCUACUUUGAAGUCAAUUGACUUCAGGAACAUCUUCAAGAGAUUUGGAGGUGUGACAGACAAGAUACUGCAGUCGGUGCUUCAGAAAUGUGGAUCCAACCUGGUGUCCCUGGAUCUGUCUGCAUCCCCCCGACUUCUCACGGACUUUGCCCCUGACAUUAUAGGCCACUUUUGCCCUAACCUGACCUAUCUGGACCUAUCAGGUGUGGCAGCCACCAAUAGAUCACUCAAAAAUCUGACAACAGAGUGCAGUAAACUGAAGGUGAUAAAACUACAAAGAUGCAACCAUGUUGGAGAGAAAGGCCUUUGGUGGGUCCUCCAUCACUGCAAGGAGCUUGAGGAGAUAGAUAUGGAGUCGAACAGUAUGAUUACUGGCAAGUGUUUCCACAUGGCCGGGCCGAAGAUAAAAGCCCUUCAUCUGACUGGCUGCAGCUUUCUGAGCGACACAGCUAUCUUCAAGUUGGCAGAGUUAUGUCCCCUUAUUGAGGAGCUCCACCUACGGUCUAGUGUCUACCUCACGGACAGCGCCAUCGAGAUUCUGGGCACGAGUUUCCCUAACAUGAGAGUCUUGGCGGCAACAGAUUCAUAUCCAGAAACGUCUCUCUUAGGUUGGAGUGCUCUGGGACACUCGGCCAACCUGGUUGAGCUGGACUUGUCCAAGAACGUCUCUGUUGGGGAUUCAACCCUCGCUGCCAUCUCUGUCGGCUGUCUGCAACUCAGGACACUUGACAUCAGCAGCUGUCAUCGGAACAUGACGGAUGCCGGCAUUCUUGCCUUGGCCCAGCUCCCUGUUCUGGAGAACCUCGACAUCAGCUACCUACGCAUGAUUCAUGAUGAGAGUCUUGAGCUGAUCGCCAUCAAUGGCUGCCUCAAGAAGUUAACAGCUCAAGCCUGUGGAGAACUCACAGACAGUAGUAUUAUAAGUGUUGCUAAACAUUGUCCUUGGCUGCUUCACCUUGACAUCAGCGGCAACAUCUGUAUGACCAACCACAUUCUCCUUGCCUUCAUCAAAGCUGUGAAACGGUCCAACAGGAGGAUUGUCCUACAUGCAGGAGGAACCAGCAUGCUGCCGAGGAAGGUCUGGUUGCCGGCAUGUCUGGAGGUCAGCCUGAUGGAUCUGUCCAAGGACUAUCUCCGUGCCAACCUAGAAGAGCUGUUUCCAGAGCUGUAUGAAGUGGAGGUCUGGGAUGGGGGCGGGGAGUACUGGGACCAGGAUGGGGAGGACCGACCAGACCCUGCAGGUGACCAGGAUGGGGAGGACCGACCAGACCCUGCAGGUAAUUUCAGACCAGCCGGUGAGGAGAUCGGAGAAUGCCCUUGGGAGGAGGAGUUUGCCGACAUGUGUAAUGACUUCUUUGACAAUGACGACCCUCUCCAUGAGGAAUUGUGGGACCUAGGGUGACAGUUGCCAUAGCGAUGUUACCUACCCAGGAAUCGGCAGCUCAAGCCAAGACUGCAAGGCCAGUCCCUGGCAUCACACAGAGAUUCUGUGACACAUUAUUGACAGUUAGUUCAGAGAGUUACAUAUUUGACAUGAAGCUAGACAUGGACUUGAAAACACUGAGUGAGUGAGUGAGUUUAGUUUUAAAUAAUAGAGUCUCGACCAGACAAUCCAGUGAUCAACAACAUGAGCAUCCAUCUGUGCAAUUGGGAACUGAUGACGUGUCAACCAAGCCAGCAAGCCUGACCACCUGACCACCUGUUAGCUGCCUCUUACGGCAAGUACGGGUUACUGAAGAUCAAUUCUAACCCGAAUCUUCACGGGCUGCUUGAAAACAGACAUUUGUACAACUUGUUAGCUGGGAUAGUGGCACUGAUAUUGUCUUCUUUUAAGGGAGACAAGUUAGGAUGGAGAUUCUUUAUACUCAAGAAGGUUCUAAGUGUGUGUGUGACUGAGGGGCGUGUAAUUCCACUUUAACAAUAUUCACGUUAUUAUUAGAGCCUCUCAGAAACAUCAGGAAACAGCUUGUAGACAGCGUGAGUGACAUAUAUGACUAAACUUCUUCUCAGCGAUAGAUCUUUGUUACCUUUCCACUGCCAUCCUGCAUCAGAGUGUGAAUUCUCAAUUACAACAAUCUACCUCACAUGGGUGAAAUGUAAAUUUGGGGGCUUUGGGAACUCUAUUGGAACAAAGUGGAGAAAGAUUUAUGAAUAAUUUACUGUUUCCCAGAUGAAUUUUCGUUUGUUAGUUUAAUCAUAUUAAACUGAUAUUUCUGAUUGCCAGACAUUUUAUCUGAACAACUUGAAUGUUGAAAUGAAGUAGAUAUUCAAAUUGAAAUAAAUUAUGUUGUUUUCUUGAA
Messenger RNA from Haliotis rubra (blacklip abalone), 3072 nucleotides. RefSeq names its product putative RNA-binding protein EEED8.10. Gene Ontology annotation, cellular component: SCF ubiquitin ligase complex. The transcript is spliced from 22 exons. Bases 39 to 2174 code for a protein of 711 amino acids. The record is from RefSeq and is a predicted model, not a curated record. Gene Ontology annotation, molecular function: RNA binding; protein binding. Gene Ontology annotation, biological process: SCF-dependent proteasomal ubiquitin-dependent protein catabolic process. NCBI's taxonomy places the organism in Eukaryota, Metazoa, Mollusca, Gastropoda, Lepetellida, Haliotidae.